Musa acuminata AAA Group (dessert banana) is the source of this 1468-nucleotide messenger RNA. RefSeq names its product GDSL esterase/lipase At1g28570. The transcript is spliced from 5 exons. The record is from RefSeq and is a predicted model, not a curated record. Lineage: Eukaryota; Viridiplantae; Streptophyta; Magnoliopsida; Zingiberales; Musaceae. The coding region runs from base 16 to 1257 and encodes 413 amino acids. Gene Ontology annotation, molecular function: hydrolase activity, acting on ester bonds.
ACGACAUUGAUGUAAAUGACGAACGCAUAUAACGCAGGUUCAUCUCUUCUUCUGGAUACCAAGUUCGGGGGAAAAAUUGCGUUCGAGGGCGAAUCUAGCCGACAAAUGAUUAGCUGUUCCUCCCCUCCGGUGGCCUCCGGCCGCGGCCUUCGCCUCCUCGUCGUGCUGUUCCUACUCUUCACCGGCACGGCCGUCGGAUGCUAUACUUCCAUCUUCAGCUUCGGCGACUCGAUCGCGGACACCGGAAAUGCGAUAAACAGCGGCAUCAUUGUCGAGUCUGUCCGCCAUCUUCCGUACGGCCAGACUUACUUCGGCCACGCCACCGGCCGCUUCUCCGAUGGCCGACUUAUCGUCGACUUCAUAGCGGAGGCGAUGGGACUGCCGAUGCUGCGCCCGUAUCUCGCAGGAGGGAACGCCGAGGACUUCCGGUACGGGGCGAAUUUUGCCUUCGCAGGAGCCACCGCGCUCAACGCCAGCUUCUUUGAGGACAAGGGAUUUCAGUUUUCGCCCAUGGAGUACUUCUUGGGUGUUCAACUUGAGUGGUUCAAACAACUACUGCCUAUACUCUGCUCCGAAUCAAACUCUAAGGACGUAUUAAGCAAUUCUCUGAUCUUAAUGGGCGAGAUCGGAGGCAAUGACUACAAUUAUGCAUUUGCUCAAAAGCAAAGCAUACAAGAGAUACGAACUUAUGUACCAAGUGUUAUCGAUGCUAUUCGUCAGGCAGUCGAGGUCUUGAUCCAACUUGGGGCAACUACACUGGUUGUUCCAGGGAAUUUCCCAAUUGGAUGUGUACCAGCAUAUCUUUCAGAUUACCAGAGCACAGUAGCUGAAGAAUAUGACCCACAAACAGGCUGCAUAAGCUGGUUGAAUGAGCUGUCUGAGUACCACAAUAGCAUGCUUCUGGAUGAACUCAAUCAGCUUCGAAAAGUUUAUCCACAUGCCACAAUCAUAUAUGCUGAUUAUUAUGAAGCUGUCCUGAAUAUACUCCGCUCUCCCCAACAAUUUGGAUUUAAGACACCUCUUGCUGCCUGUUGCGGAAGUGAUGGCCUCUACAAUUUCAGCUGGUCCAAAAUGUGUGGUACUCAAAUGUCAAAGGUGUGCAGCGAUUCAUCGGAUUCUUUGUCAUGGGAUGGGAUUCACUUUACAGAUGCAGCUUACAGCACCAUCGCUCUCAGCUUAUUGGAUGGAACCUAUGCUUAUCCUUCAUUCACUGAAGCAUGCACAAACUUUCAGCAGAAUGCAGCUCUCUCACAAUAGUAUGCUCUUUCAUCGACUGCUAAGUAGUUUAUUAAGGUGUUCUUCACCUUGUUUGCAAGCCAAUAAAUUGUUAUUCCCUCCAAAGCUCGACAUUUUGCCCAAAAGACAAACGUCAUAAGUGGCAGCAGCUAUAAUAUCUCAGCCAUGUUCUGUCUCAAUGUAGUUCAUAACAUUCUAUUACAUCUAUCAACAUAAUCUUUUAGAUGAUUUA